Molecule: messenger RNA, 2215 nt
Organism: Ctenopharyngodon idella (grass carp)
Lineage: Eukaryota; Metazoa; Chordata; Actinopteri; Cypriniformes; Xenocyprididae
Gene: marcksa
Product: myristoylated alanine-rich protein kinase C substrate a
Exons: 2
Coding region: 340-1092 (250 amino acids)
Biological process (GO): central nervous system development; actin filament organization
Cellular component (GO): cytoplasm; plasma membrane; actin filament bundle
Molecular function (GO): calmodulin binding; actin filament binding
Source: RefSeq, a predicted model, not a curated record
GUCUAUUCUGAUUGGGCGACGACGACUUUGAGUGACGUCAUCGCGUGGAAUGCCCAUUCAUCGGUGCAGUUGGGCGUUGGAUUCCGCAUCUUAUUAGUAACCAGGGAAAUUUCUCCAUUUUCUGUGCAGUCUAGAGUGUUACAGGCGCAAAUCUAGGAUUUAAAUAAAUACUUACACUUUCCAAGGUUUUUUUUCUACAGUUUUCUUCUCUGGUACUGGAUUUGCUUGCUACGUUCACUUUUAGCGCGCUCUUUGGCCAGGUGUUGAAUUCUAAGGAAGAGGCUUGUUGCUCUUUGUUCUGUAUUGGGAUCUGUUGAGCUCUUUGUUGGGAGUAAAAGCAUGGGAGCGCAAUUCUCUAAGACAGCUGGAAAAGGAGAAACAGCUGCAGAAAAACCCGGAGAUGCUGCAGCUUCACCCUCUAAAGCCAACGGGCAGGAAAAUGGCCACGUAAAGGUGAAUGGAGAUGCCUCUCCAGCGGCUGCUGAGGGGACAGAAGAGGUUCAGGCUAAUGGCAGCGCGGCGGCUGAGGAGGGAGAAAAGGCUGAGGCAGCUCCUGCUGAAAAGGAGGCUGCGGAGGGAGAAGAGGCAAACACAGAAGUGAGUGCACCCACUGAAGAGGAGGCUGCAAAAGCUGAGGAUGGUGCAACUCCCUCCACAAGCAAUGAGACGCCCAAGAAGAAGAAGAAGCGCUUCUCUUUUAAGAAGUCCUUCAAGUUAAGUGGCUUCUCUUUUAAGAAAACCAAGAAGGAGACAGGAGAUGGCAGUGAGGAGGCAGUGGCGGCAGAUAGUGAGGAAGCCAAAACUGAGGGAGCUGCAGCUGUUGAAGGAGGUGUGUUAGAAGAGAACGCCAAACCAGCAGAGGAGGCAGCGCCAGCUGUAGAAACCAAGCCAGAGGAGAAACAGGUAGAGGAGCCCAAGGCUGCCAGUCCUGCCACUGAAGAGCCCAAAGAGGAGGAGAAACCAGCGGAGUCAGCAGCAGUGGCAGAGCCUGCGGCCUCUCAGAGUGAAGGACCUGCGGCAGAAGAAUCUGCUCCCACUGUACAAGAAGCAGAAUCCAGUCCAGAGGUCCACGCAGAAUCUGCCACAGAGUAAUCUGCACUGCACAGAUCAAAAGAGUGAGAGAGAGAGAGUGAGGAAAAAAGAACAGAUAAUCAAGGAAUAUUUCCCUGUUGUAAAAUGGAGUAGUGCCAGGGUAUGAGACUUUGGAGAACUUUGUCUGCAACAAGGAAUAUUUUAAAGAUUUUUUUUUAGUCUUUAGUUUUUUUUAUAUCUCCCCCUCCACAAAUCUUACUCCACCAUUGUGGUUAUUCCUAGAGCUGUGAAAUGGAUGGCUAAAUCGAAUAAUACAGAAAAAUUUGUAUUUAUCUAUUUUUGGCAUCAGUAUUAAUUUUUUUUUUUUUUUUUUUUUUUUUUAUACAAACAAAACAAUGUAAACUUGUUUAAAAUAUAUGGACAUGUGGAUUAAAGGCAGCUGGUUCAGGGAACAAAAAGGGGUGCAGGGAUUGGGAAUGGGAGUUAUUUUUUUAUUUUAUUCUUUAAGUGCGUCACCUUGGUGGCUCAGCAUUAUAACACAGAUGUAAGGAGUAGCCCAAAAACAGAAUGACCAACAAUUCAUCCACUACAGUUUACAACACUAAAGUGAUUUUUUUUUAUUUUUUUUUAUAAAUAUUCUAAAUUCAAGCCAAUAUAAUCAACAAUGCCAAUUUUAUAACCACAUAUUUUAAAGAUCCUGGGAACUUUAAACACUUUUAGUGGUCUGUGAUUUCAGUAGGAAAACGAUUUGCAUAUGCUUUAUGGUGUAUUUCUGGUUCUCUGAGCUUUUUAAAGUGUAAGUAUGUAUAGAAGGGGUGUUUCAACUGUGAUUAUUGUACAAAUGAUAUCUUGAUCUCAAAAAGCACAUGCAGCUCUUUUAUCAGCAAGUCAUCCUCAGACCAUUGGAGCAUUUUUGAAGUCAAACCAAGCUGUGACACGUGUUCUGGUUCCUGUUUAUACUGUGGUUUGUUUUGAUUACAACAAAAUUAAGGAACUUAUCAGAUGCAAUGUUUGUGUAGCAUCUUGUCUUUUUCUUUUGUAAAUAUUGGAGAAGUUUUACGUUUGACUUAGAGAUUGAAUGUAACUUUGCCUACAAAAUUGCAAUUAAACCUCUCUGCUGAAGGUGUUCUUAAUUUUUUUUGUGAGCACACUAAAAGCAAAAUAAAUGUGAACAAAAUUUGAA